AUGAAUUCCCAACUAUUUCUUCUCCUCCUACUCGGGAUUAAUGUAGUUUCAGCAUAUUACGGUAGUGGACGAUACUCAUCGGAGUACGGUGGCCGUGGCCGUGGCCGAGGUCCCCGUCGACCACCACGCCCUCAACCACCCCGACCACGCCCACCACGCCCAUCCAACUGCCCAUCCGAUUGGAUGACAUUCAAUCGACCACAAGGACCGUGGUGCGUGAAGGUGUUCCCUGGAGCUGGCACAAGUUACACUGCCCAAUCAAUGUGUCAAACGCAAGGUGCCGUACUGACAGGCGUACAGGAUGCGAAUGAGAGGAUACAGUUGGCUAAUGCCGCCCGUAUUGUGAACAAUGCCAACAAUGGUGGUGGAUAUCUAUGGAUUGAUGGGAAACGUCGUGCCCAGUGUCCAAAUAAACCGUCUUGUGCUGCAAUUAACACUUUCGAAUGGACAGAUGGACACACCACUGGAACUGCCGGAUUCUUUUGGCCUGGCGCUGAGCCCAACGCAUUUGUACAUGGACCGUGGGGAGUCCAAUCUUGCAUUGUAAUGCAUAUUUCGGUGGCUGAUGGACAGGCGGCUAGUUGGGGGUACCCGCAUGGGUCGAUGGAUGAUGAAUAUUGUCAACAGACAUGGAGAAUGUAUGCGUGUGGGAAGAGACCGAGUUAA
This is a messenger RNA of Caenorhabditis remanei, 666 nucleotides long. RefSeq lists its product as uncharacterized. The record is from RefSeq and is a predicted model, not a curated record. The transcript has 4 exons. Bases 1 to 666 code for a protein of 221 amino acids. Lineage: Eukaryota; Metazoa; Nematoda; Chromadorea; Rhabditida; Rhabditidae.